UUCAGCAGCAGAAGACGAAAAAUUGCUCCGUCUAUCUCUCCCGACUUUUCAUUCCAUUACAGUCAGACUAGACUUCAGAAAAGCACUCUGUGGCCAGGCCUUCAGUUAGGCUACAGAAUGUAAAUGGGGCUCUGCAGCAGGCAUCAUGACCACAGCUAGGUACCGACCAACCUGGGAUUUGGCCCUGGACCCGCUGGUGUCCUGUAAGCUGUGCCUGGGAGAGUUUCCCUUGGAGCAAAUGACCACCAUCACUCAGUGCCAAUGCAUCUUCUGCACCCUGUGCCUGAAGCAGUAUGUGGAACUUCUCAUCAAAGAGGGCUUUGAAACGGCCAUCAGCUGUCCAGACUCAGCCUGUCCAAAACGUGGACAUUUACAAGAAAAUGAGAUUGAAUGCAUGGUGGCCACAGAGAUAAUGCAGAGGUACAGGAAGCUGCAGUUUGAGAAGGAGGUGUUGCUGGACCCAAGCCGGACCUGGUGCCCGUCCUCCACGUGCCAGGCCGUGUGCCAACUGAAGGAGUCUGACACGGCGCUUCCACAGUUGGUGCGGUGCAGCGUUUGCACACUUGAGUUCUGUUCCGCCUGCAAGGCCAGCUGGCACCCGGACCAAGACUGCCAGGAGAACGUUCCCAUCACCUCGUUUCUACCUGGAGAAAGCAGUUCAUUCUUUAAGGCUGAUGAUGAUGACGCCCCCAUCAAACGCUGCCCCAAAUGUAAAGUCUACAUAGAAAGAGACGAGGGCUGUGCCCAGAUGAUGUGUAAGAACUGCAAGCAUGCUUUCUGCUGGUACUGCCUCGAGUCUCUGGACGACGACUUCCUCCUGAUCCAUUAUGACAAAGGACCCUGCCGGAACAAAUUAGGCCACUCCAGAGCCUCGGUGAUCUGGCACAGAACGCAGGUUGUUGGAAUCUUUGCUGGUUUCGGCCUCCUCUUACUGGUAGCCUCUCCGUUCUUGCUGCUAGCCACACCAUUCGUGCUGUGCUGUAAGUGCAAGUGCAGUAAAGGCGACGAUGACCCUUUACCCACCUAACAUCUCGGCGUGAGCAGUCCCUGUACGAGGAAUUCCGGUCAUCUCCUUUAAUCGUUUUUCUUUUCCUCCUCCGCCUUCGAGCUCUUCAUCAACCGGUGGGACUUGCGCAGAGCCAUCUCACGCCACGGUUACUGUCACAGCUAGCUGAGUAGGCUCCAUCCCGACAGGCCUGAUGAGACUAAAGCAGACCUCAUGAGCCUGCUGCUUGCUUAGGUGGAGGAUUCGACAGGUGGGGGUUCCCUUAGCGCAGUAACAAAAGAGACGUUACCGAAGGAGCACGGUGCUGUUCCAUCCGGGCGCUUGACUCUUUUGUGGAUCUUUCGCAUAUGUGGCUCUUAUGGAGGGUUCUGUUCUAACAGAAAAUAUAUUUAGUUUGUUUGUCAGUUUCUAUGUGCAUAGUAGCAUUUCAGUCACACGGCCUAUUCUUUAUUACUUGUUUUGCACAGAUAAGGGGCUUUUCUCUCACUUUAAAAGCUCUGGAGUAGAUUUCUUUUUUUUUUUUUGGCUCAAAUGUACAGCUUAAUACUACUUUACAUGUUCAUGAAACGUUAAAUUGUAGAUUCAAAACUUUUUGAUAGCACUUUUUUUCCCUUUUCAUGUCAAAUCAUUGGGCCCUAUCAUACACCCCGCGCAAUGUGAUGCCAGGCGCAACGCAAGUGUUUUUUGCUAGUUUCAGCCUGACGCAUUUAUCAUUUUCACGUGUAGUGCCCACAUUAUUUAAAUAGCACAUGCACUCACGGCCAUCUGUUCGCCCAUGGGCGUGCUGGUCUGAAUACGAGGUGUGUUCAGGUGCAUUGUUGGCGUGUUGCUAUUUUGAGGCAACUGAAAAUGACUGCACCAUUGACCAAGUAUUUGACGCAGUAUUUU
Messenger RNA from Megalobrama amblycephala (Wuchang bream), 1894 nucleotides. RefSeq names its product ring finger protein 144aa (gene rnf144aa). Lineage: Eukaryota; Metazoa; Chordata; Actinopteri; Cypriniformes; Xenocyprididae. The transcript is spliced from 8 exons. Gene Ontology annotation, molecular function: ubiquitin protein ligase activity; ubiquitin conjugating enzyme binding; zinc ion binding. The coding region runs from base 146 to 1027 and encodes 293 amino acids. Gene Ontology annotation, cellular component: ubiquitin ligase complex; cytoplasm; Golgi apparatus. Gene Ontology annotation, biological process: ubiquitin-dependent protein catabolic process; protein polyubiquitination; positive regulation of proteasomal ubiquitin-dependent protein catabolic process. The record is from RefSeq and is a predicted model, not a curated record.